Molecule: messenger RNA, 2024 nt
Organism: Amblyraja radiata (thorny skate)
Lineage: Eukaryota; Metazoa; Chordata; Chondrichthyes; Rajiformes; Rajidae
Gene: ebna1bp2
Product: EBNA1 binding protein 2
Exons: 9
Coding region: 219-1160 (313 amino acids)
Biological process (GO): ribosomal large subunit biogenesis; rRNA processing
Cellular component (GO): nucleolus; nuclear periphery; preribosome, large subunit precursor
Source: RefSeq, a predicted model, not a curated record
UUUAGGGCUGCGAAAGAAACCAUCACCCUAUCCGGACUGAAGCGAAAAGAGAUGGAACAAAUAUAACAAGAUUAUUGCAUUACGUUGCACCCCGGAAGCGGUGCUAUAUAAAUUGCAGUUUGCAGCGACCGCUUUUCGGAAUUAGAAGGUGCGUGUUGCUGGGGGACAGCAGCUGGUGAGAACCGGGGAACUGCUUCCGUUUUGGCCACGGCGGUGGCAUGGCCGGCGACAGCAUGGCCGAGUCCACGUCCGACUCCGAGCGAUCGGAUCUGUCCGAUUCAGAGCUUCAAGAGGCAUAUUCCAAAGGUUUGCUCAAACCUGGUUUGAAUGUUGUGGAGGAGGCAGGGAAACAAGGUGUCAACAAUGUGGUGGGUUUGAAACAGUGCUUGGAAGACUUCAAGAAAGACCUGAAGUGGGUGGAGAGGCUUGAUAUGACAAAUGGCCCAGCCGCUGACAUCAUUGCAAAGGCUGAAGGGAAAUGUGUGGGAGAGGACAAUUCAAACAUUGAUCCAGAAGAUGACUUUCAGCGUGAGAUGUACUUUUAUCGACAGGCACAGGCCACUGCAUUGGAUGCAUUACCUCGGCUACAGCAGCUGAAAAUCGCAACAAAAAGACCAGAUGACUAUUUUGCAGAGAUGGCCAAGUCAGAUCAGCAUAUGCAGAAGAUUCGAGUAAAAAUGAUAUCAAAACAGACGUCCAUUGAAAAGUCUGAAAAGGCUAAGCAGCUCAGAGCAUUACGGAAAUAUGGAAAGAAGGUUCAAGUAGAAGUUAUACAGAAGCGACAGAAAGAAAAGAAAGCCAUGAUGACUGCAGUGAAAAAGUACCAAAAAGGACUUUCUGAUAAACUUGAUUUCCUUGAAGGUGAUAAGGCUUCUUUACAGGGAAAGAAAGAAGGCGGUGGAGGAGCAGCAGUAGGAUCUGCACAGCAGAAAAAUAAAAUAAAUGCAAAAAGGAAAUUUAAAAAUGAAAAGUUUGGUUUUGGAGGAAGGAAAAAAGGCUUAAAGAGGAACACCAAAGAGAGUUACGAUGACGUCUCCAGCUUCAAAGCUAAAAUCGCACAUGCAAAAAACAAUCAUUUUGGAAGAGGAGGAAAGAAAAAUGCAAACAAGCGGCCAGGCAAAAGGAAUCGACAGAAGAUGAAAAACCGAUCACAAAAAUAAACUGAAAGUGGUUUUAUUUUCCAGUCUAGUUUUCCCGCAAUGUGGGAUUUAAUGAACUUGGCUUUGCUCUUUUGUAUAUUUACAUUGUUUACCUGAGGAUGAUGAUACCAAUAGAAGUGAAUUCUGCUAUUGAAUAGUAAGUCUUUGGGUUUGGCUGGACCCAUGGUCUGGAAACAUCAUUAACUGCAAGUCAAAAAUAAUUUUAUAAUAAACAGUCAUUGUGCAUUUGAAUUAUUUUGCAGUUCUAUUACUUUUUAGAGGGACUUGUGUGAUGCCGUGAUUAAUCAGCUUGCUAGUGUUUAUCUCCACAAAAUCGUCCAAACCUAACUGGUAAUCUCAUGGGGAUAGACAAUAGGUGCAGGAGUAGGCCAUUCGGCCCUUCGAGCCAGCACCGCCAUUCAAUGUGAUCAUGGCUGAUCAUCCCCAAUCAGUACUCAGUUCCUGCCUUUUCCCCAUAUCCCCUGACUCUGCUAUUUUUAAGAGCCCUAUCCAGCUCUCUUGAAAGCAUCCAGAGAACCUGCCUCCACUGAGGCAGAGAAUUCCACACACUCACAACUCUCUGUGAGAAAAAGUGUUUCCUCGUCUCCGUUCUAAAUGGCUUGCCCCUUAUUCUUAAAUAAUGUCAUGUACCGGGUGAUUGAUCUGAAUGGAGAUGAUAGUUGGUUAUGCUGACUAAUUAAACAUUGAUGGCUUUAAAGCAUAUAAUGUCUUGUCUGCCAACCAUGGGGGUUCGAAUGUUGAGUUUGCAUUUUUGACAUGAUGCAUUUCCACCAAAGAUAUUUUCCCCCAAAUUUAUCAUAAAAUGUGCAAAUAAAUAAUGCAGUAUGUACUUGUAACUCAAUACUGUGUAAAAUAUUUACAUAA